Molecule: messenger RNA, 4236 nt
Organism: Synchiropus splendidus (mandarinfish)
Lineage: Eukaryota; Metazoa; Chordata; Actinopteri; Syngnathiformes; Callionymidae
Gene: ubn2b
Product: ubinuclein 2b
Exons: 17
Coding region: 277-3780 (1167 amino acids)
Cellular component (GO): nucleus
Source: RefSeq, a predicted model, not a curated record
UAAUGAUCAAGAUGGCUACUACUGAAUCCUCCUUGCGGUAGCUGCUCGACACUUUCAUGGAAGCGCUCAAAACUGCCCAUUUAAACUCUUUAAGUCCCUCGCUGGUGACGGGGUCGCCUCGGGGACAGUCCCUUAUGGAUUAACACGGCGGCGAGGACGUAAAAGUCACUGUGUUGCCUAUUUUGAAGCUAGCUAGCGGAGCUAGUCGCUAGCUGUGUGGUCGGCUAUCUCCAGGCUUCGGACUCCGCACACGGCCGGUGGACGGAGGAGCAUCAAAUGGCAGAGCCGAGGAAAGUGCCGUUCGUCACCAUCUCUUCGUUCAACACCGCGCCGCCGACUUCGGAGUCCAGCAAGAAGCGCCGCCGUGAAGACGAGGCCGCCGACAUCACUUUUGGGAAAGAUGGAGGUGGAAGUGCGGUCGGGUCAGGCGGAGGUUGCGGGGGUCUGUUUGGGAACUCUAAAGGUGGUGACGGCGAAGGCGUGGAGGCGAAGCCCACGGUCCGGCUCAGCCUGUCCCUCAGCGAGCCCAGUGACCGAGGGUCUUCUGAGUUCAACUACACCGAGCUGGUGCAUCCGCCGGCUUCUCAGGUAACACCAGCCGCCUCAUCAGUCCCCAAGGGACUCGCACCCCCUCUGGACCCGAACGACCCCUUUGCAGAUGAUGAGAAAGAGAGACGCGAGGUGGAGGAAAUGGCCAGAAAGUUUGAAAGCAAAUAUGGCGGAGCUGUAAAGAAAAAGAAGAAAGACAGGAUGCAGGACCUCAUCGAUAUUGGCUACGGCUACGACGAGACUGACCCUUUCAUUGACAACUCAGAGGCUUACGACGAGCUAGUUCCUGCAUCUCUCACCACGAAACAUGGGGGUUUCUACAUCAACACUGGGACUCUGCAGUUCCGAGCGGCGUCCGACUCUGAAGGAGAAGGAGCCAGUGGAGAGAAUAAUCACUUCAAGAAGAUGAAAGACGGCGAGGAGCGGGCGAUAAAAAAGCGAAGGAAAAAGCAAGAUGGUGGUGUUUUGGAAGAGAAGAAACCUAGGAAGAACAAAGUACCAAAGCCAGGAGUUUCGGCCCUGAACAGGCCGGAGAAGAAGAAGAGGAAGAAGCUGAUGAAGGACUCGCUCCACUUGGCCAACAUGCUGCGUCGCUUCACCAGGGAGAAGGAAGAGAUGCGCAAGAGAAACAUGGCGCCUGCUGGGCCGCCACGUCCCAACACCAAAGUGCCCGGUGCCAACAGUGCACUCCUCAACACUCAGUCCAAGGCCGGCGGAGCCAACGACUGCAGCAUCACGGACUUGACCUCUGACCCCGCCGUCAUGUCGCUGCUCGGGUCAGCGAACAACGACAUCCUGCAGGACAUGAUGGGCGAUUUGGACUUUGGAAUGCUGGACUCCCCUCAGCCGGCCAGCCCGGGUCACGGGGAGAACGGAUCAUUCGGGCAUAAAUCGGGUCGUGCGUCGCAGGGUGGCGUCAUUACUCCUCCCCCGCUGCCAAGUGGACUUCCUGGACCACUCCUGAAGAGGAUAGAGGACUUGAGAGCGGCUUCCCGACUGUUCGACGAAGAGGGACGGAAGAAAUUCUUCACCUUGGACAUGAACAACAUCCUGCUGGAUAUCGAGCUGCAAGUGCAGGAGCAGCCGGCGGCGGUGCGGGCGGCGGUCUACUCUCACCUGGAGGCUUUUGUUCCCUGCAACAAAGAGGCUUUGCUGAAGAGACUCAAGAAACUCAGCCUGAAUAUUCAGGACGACCGGCUCCGCACGCCGCUGCUGAAGCUGAAGCUGGCUGUGUGCAGUGUGAUGCCCGAGCAAGUAGCGCGAUACAACAUGGACUGUCUCGCUAAAGUAGCUAAGCAGCAGUCCGAGGAGGGAGAGAAGAAUGGAUCAGAGGAGGACGACGAGGAGAAGCCAGGGAAGAGAGUGAUGGGGCCUCGAAAGAAGUUUGUGUGGGAUGAUAAAAUCAGGUCUCUGUUGUGUAACCUGGUGCGGGUCAAGCUGAGCUGCUACGAGCUGGAGGGCAAGAACUCCAUGUCUGUUGAAGACUACCUGAAGGCUUUCAUGGAGGCGGAAGUGAAGACUCUGUGGCCGAAGGGUUGGAUGCAGGCGCGGAUUCUGUUCAAGGAGAGCACCAUGGCUCACGGUCACCUCACGGGCUACAUGGCCAAGAAGAAGAUUGUGGCCACACCCAAGACCAAGCCCAAGGAGACCAUGUGGGUUCAACGGACCCCCGCCUCCACUGGAGCAGCCCCUCCCUGCGUGACUCCGGUUGCCAAGCGACUGCCACCGCCACCGUCUGAGCCCAUCUGUGUGGACUCUCUGGACGACGACCUGACGGCUCCCUCGCUGGACUCCAUCUCUCAGGCCCUGGCCAUCCUUGGCAACGCCGCCAAGGGUCUGGCUCAGGGUGACAGCCCCCCGUCCCCGGACCGACCCAAGGCCAUCUCCAGCACCCCCUCCCAUCUUCCCUCGCCUCUCAUUCAACAGCAACAAAAAAAGAACUCUGUCAGCUCGCCGGCUUCCGCUGCAGCUCACUACAUCUCUACCUCUUCGUCGCCCUCCACCCCUCUGUCCAGACCCCUCUCCAUCACCUCCACCCCCCAGACCUCUGUCAGGGUGGAUGCCAUGGGGGUCGUCAAAGGCACAGCGCAGGUCCACAGACAUUCAGUGUUGAACACUCAGAGACCUGUCGGGGUGGUCAAAGUCAACGCCCCCCCUCCGUCACCGUUGUCCACUAAGCCCCGCCCACCUCCCACUGCCUCCCCUCUCAUGGCCCCUGGGUCAAAGAUGGGGGUCUCCACAUCCCACUCUGGCCUCAUCAAACUCAACAGCAAGAGCAGCGGUGGCGACACGCUGAUCAUCGCGUCCCCGCAGUCGCGGCCGCACACCCUCCCCUCCUCCUCCCCCCACAUGACCCCCAAAGCCUUCCAGGCCUCACGUCAGCCUCUGCCGCUGCAGACCAAAUCCUCGGCGCCACCCUCCUCGCCCCUGUCUGGAGUCCAGCAGUCCAACUUCAUCACGCCAAUGCAUGCCACUCUCACCAAGUCCACCCACAGCAACGUCCCUCCCAUCAUCAAGCUCACCCCCCGCGCCCCCAGCUCUGUCAUCACCACCUCCGCUCCAACCAUGGCGGUUUCUCAAAGCCCGCGCUCUCAGGCUACUCCCCCCCUGCACCAGUACUCUGCCAAGAGUCCAGGCGCGUUCAGGCCACCGUUCUCAGGUGCGACAGCAGGAACAGCCAAGCCAGGUCCUGGCAGCUACAACUCCCCGGGCAGCCAGAAGACCCCCAGCAACAGCAGUGCCACAAACACCAGCCUUUUAAACGCCUCACCCAUCAGCAAGCAUUCAGGACCCAGUGCCUCGCCCAUCACCUCGCCCACCAACCCGAGCCAACGGCAGAGACUGGCGGGGGCCGGGACGCCUCAGGGGGCCAAGCCGGUGGUGUCGGUUUCCUCUCAGUUACCGCAGGCUUCCAGCUCGGGCAGCAGCGGGCUCCUCAGCUCCUCCCCCUCGCUCCCCAUGGGUUUCGGGAUGCUGGGAGGCCUGGUCCCAGUAUCGCUUCCGUUCCAGUUCCCCCCCCUGCUGAACCUCCCUCCUCUGGGAACAGCCGGGUCCGGUCCAGCAGCCGGUGGCUCCACAGCCAGUAGCAACACGUCGUUCUCCACCCUGACACAGAAUCUGUAUAAGAGUCUCCAGUCAGGGUCUCAAGUUGCUCUGCCUCCUCACUUGCAGCUCGCUUUCUCAGAUGUCGGUCAAAGCCAAGGAGGAGAUGCCAAGAGAAAGACGUUAUGAUGACUCAAGAUCAACACCCCUCCCCAAGCCCCCCACCCCUCGACUCAUCAACAUUUUGACAAGAUAUUAGAACUUUCGCUCAUGACUCAGAUGAUCAUCCAGCUGUUCUUCUGAGACGACAAAUUCAGCUCCUCGAUGUUUACAGGAAACGACCCGAAUCACUGUGGACGGGGGAGACGAGUGUGUGUGUGUUUGUGUGUGUGUGCGGGCGAGAGUGACUGGAGGAGUGUGUAUAUGAUUUUUAUCUGUUGAAUUAAAUGACUGUGGGCUUCAGCCCCUCCCCAUCUGAUGCAUGGUCAGCAAGUCUGGUGCUGUUUUUAUCUCAAUGUAAUUAUAUCUGAUACUUGUAAGAAAUGUAAACAGCGAAUAGUUAAAUUUGAGGAUUUUCCUGGCAACUUUUUCACUGUACUUGAAUGAAACUCUGUAUAGAACCCAGUUUUAAUUAAAAGCUUUGAA